CUGUCUUCAGCACACAUUCAGGCUACAUCCACAGGCAUCAACAGGUAUGGGCCAUGAGUAUUUUUAUCCUACAUAUUUCUUACUCUACCAUGUGAAUGCUGUGAACCCCCCUAAACCGGAUGAGCUCGACAGGUGGGCGGCAGGUGUGAAAUGUCAGGGUGACAGCACCACUGUUCUGGUCACUUCGUCUUGUCGGCAGUCAUUCACAGGGUUGCGGCAGCACGUGGAUGGACGAGCGGACGCGCGCGUGCCUGAUUGGCCAGGCACGCGGAUCCCAGCAGGAGCAACUGCACUCUACUUGUCAUUACUGUUGCUCCGAUUCACAAGCCCCGGACACCGCUGGGCUCAGUGCGUCCGUCUCCUCUCGGACUUGGAAUUAAUCUCUCACCAUUUAAAAGCGGGCGGCUCGCGCCAUGGAUGCUACCAUUUACCAGAUCAUAUUUGGAGAGCUCGGGGACUUAAACUGUAGUUUGAUUGAUGCUAUCCAAGACACUUUUUUGGAAAACGCUUCAUUGUCAUUUCUGAGCACUGAUGGUUUAUAUUGCAAUGCCACAACCGAUGAGAUUGGAACCUGCUGGCCGCGCAGCAGGACCGGGAGGAUCGUAGAGAGACCCUGUCCCGAGUUCAUCAACGGGGUGAAGUACAACACAACGAGGAGUGCUUACAGGGAAUGCAUGGAUAAUGGGACGUGGGCGUUGAAGAGCAAUUACUCCAAUUGUGAACCCAUUUUGGAGGAGAAGAGAAAAUAUCCAAUGCAUUAUAAAAUAGCGCUAAUCAUCAACUACCUAGGCCACUGUAUCUCUGUGGGAGCGCUUGUCGUGGCCUUCAUUCUCUUCUUGUGCUUAAGGAGCAUACGAUGUCUUCGAAACAUCAUCCAUUGGAACUUGAUCACCACCUUCAUACUGAGGAAUGUUAUGUGGUUUUUGCUUCAGUUGAUUGACCACAACAUCCAUGAGAGCAAUGAGCCUUGGUGUCGAUUGAUAACAACAAUAUACAACUAUUUUGUGGUGACAAACUUCUUCUGGAUGUUUGUCGAAGGAUGUUACCUUCACACAGCCAUUGUAAUGACUUAUUCAACAGAUAAGCUCCGGAAGUGGGUCUUCCUUUUCAUCGGCUGGUGCAUUCCAUUUCCUAUAAUAGUAGCCUGGGCCAUAGGAAAGUUGUAUUAUGAGAAUGAACAAUGUUGGUUUGGUAAAGAACCUGGAAAAUAUAUGGACUACAUUUACCAGGGACCGGUUAUUCUUGUACUGUUGAUAAACUUUGUUUUCCUCUUCAACAUAGUAAGAAUUCUUAUGACCAAACUAAGAGCAUCAACCACAUCUGAAACAAUACAGUACAGAAAAGCCGUGAAAGCAACACUGGUCCUGCUACCUCUGCUGGGUAUCACAUACAUGCUCUUCUUUGUGAAUCCGGGGGAGGACGACAUCUCACAAAUCGUAUUCAUCUAUUUCAACUCCUUUUUGCAGUCUUUUCAGGGGUUCUUUGUAUCCGUGUUUUACUGCUUUCUAAAUGGAGAGGUACGUUCAGCAGUGCGAAAACGGUGGCACCGCUGGCAGGACAACCACGCCCUUCGAGUGCGAGUGGCACGAGCCAUGUCCAUCCCUACAUCUCCAACCAGGAUCAGCUUCCACAGCAUCAAACAGACCACAGCUGUGUGACCUUAGGGGCAAGCACAUAAUCCCCACUGCAACGUCUUAGGGAACAGACUUAAUCUUUUUUGUCCAGUACAAACAAUGACGAGAUUUACAGAACAGAUUCCUCUAACAAGGCCACAAUGUGUCCAGUGUGACUGAAGAGCCGGGCAAUUUCUGUUGCAUGAUGAGGACAACUGAUAGUAUCUAAAUGUACACUUUAACAGUACAUGAAGUAUGACUGGACACAUGAGAUUUUAGCAGGAUUUUUUUCUUUACUGUAGCAUACUGUACAUGAGGUGGUUAUUAGUGAGGCAAGUAAAUCUUGCAGAAUUCGCAUCAGGAUACUGUUCAUGCACUUGUGGGAAUCUUCUCCAUAGUGGGAGGGCAACAAGGAAUGCUUUCAUUUUGAUUAGACACAAAGACCAAGAUGCACUCAAAAUGUUGCCCAUUGAGCUGUUUACCACAAUGAAUAUCAAAAUGAAAAAAUUGCUUUGAGCAAACUGCUCUUUGGCAUCAACAGCUGCUUUUGACAGCUGACAAAGAGACUUUGGGGAAGAAGAUAGUCUCCCUGAAUUAAAUAUCAAAAACUGUACAGUGUAAAAUGCAUAAGAUUCAAAAGAGACACUGCUGUCUUUUGUGAAAAUGGAUUAAAAAUAAAUUAGUGUGAAGUGAAUAACCGGCAUUCACCUCAAAAGAUGAGGUCAAUGUGAAAUAAUGAUUUUACAAACAAGCCAUUCAAAUGGAGCCUUUAUGAUGUGUCCUGGGGGGGAGUCUUUGUUCUUUAAAGAUGGUUUUGUUUUGUCUUGUCUUUCUGUAUUGUUCUAAAUGUUGUUAAGUUACCACUCUAUCACCACUAUUUUUCGAUUUCUCUUUGUUGUAUUUUCCUUUUAUAAAGAGCAAUUUAAUGCAUUGUCCUUGAGGCUGAUAGGUGAGUUGUCAUGUGUGUGUGUGUGUGUGUGUGUGUGUGUGUGUAGGUACGUAUAUUGGGAAUUGGGAAAGUGAUUUAUGUGAUGUACUUGUUAAGUGCCAUGCGUGGACUUAUCAUGCGCGGUGGAAGGAGAUUUAAUUCGUUUGGCUUUAUGAAAUCCUUGUGGCUUUCUAGUAAUCAGUGUCAUAGCUUAGCUGUUGGUUCAGCAGAAGAGAAGCUUUGAUGAAGUGAGCACCACUUGUCUGUAAAACCAACUGUUACAUCUGCUCAGGCUGCUCACACAAUAACAACCAUAGAUUGGCAGUGUCAAACUUCUGCAAAAGGAUGAAGAGAGCGGAGGAACUAAUAGUUUUGGGAGGGAUUAUAACAGUACCAACAGUAUAACAGUAUAUCAUCAAAAAAGUCAGAGUUAUUUUGCAAGCUUACAUUUCAAUGUAAAUUGUCCUGUGGGUGUCCCAACACUCACUAGAUGACAGCAGAAGAGUAUAUUUUUGCCGUUGAGAAUGUUGAAAGAAAUAGUUUGGCAUUCUGGAAAAUAUGAAUAUUUACUAUUUUCCGAGAGUUAGAUGAGAACAUUGAUACCCUUCUUAUUAUGAAGCUACAGCCAGUAGCUAGUUAGCUUAGCUUAGCAUACAGACUGGAAAGCGGGGGACACAGCUAGAUUGCUUCUUUCCUGUCAACCUCAGCAGUCAAAUACUCAUAUUUCCGAAAAUGUAGACUGAUUUUUAAGAUAAAUAAUCUUGUUUAAUUUUAUUUAAGUUUGGUUUGUUUUUAUUUAUUUGUUUAUUCGUAUUAUCAGGACUAUUAGGAUUGACUGUGAAAUUGGGAUUUUAAUUUUAGUAAAAGAAAAUAUACUGAAUUUGGUCAGGUUUGUUCAAGGGUGUUGUACAGAACAUAAAUUGUUUCUUCAUUCCAUCUUGUACAAUGAAAUGUACAUUUCAUAGUUCUAUUUUGUAAUUGUUUUGAUAUGUCACAGAAGAAAGUUUUUUUUUAUUGAUGUGCUGCUUGACUGGACUGACAUUAGCCGUCAUCUGAAACUUUAAUUAUCCAAAGUGAUUUUGAUGUAAAUAUUUUUUUUGCAACAUUUACUCAAAUUUUGGUUUGCAGCAUCACAACAAGUGCAGUCAAAACACUGCACAUCCUUCCAUGACCUCAUUAUGUAAGCAUAAAAAAUGCAUUGCCUAAUAGUUGUGAAAUAUUUUCAUACAAAAACAAGAAAACAAAUCAUUUACUCAAACUCACCAAAGAGACAAACCAUGUUUACCAGCAUCCAGAAUUUUUAUUGUCUCCAUAUUUCCACCAAUUGCCACUAAUUUUUGUAGACCAAAUCUUGCUUUUGUUUUUUUUCUACACCAUUUAUUGUACAUAAUGAAAUGUAUUCAAUGCGGUGUGAUGUCAGUUUUGUUAACUUAUUACUGUACAUAAAUACAUUUGUCAUGACUGAUUUUAUGGAAAGCUAUUUGUUAAACCACCCAUGUUGCCUUACAAAAUAAAGGUACUUUUUUUGUGAAAAGGAAGCUAAUGUCUCUGUAAAUGAAGUACCAUUGUGUUUCUGAUAUACAUUUGUACAUGCACAUGUGAAAGGAAGAAACAUGGAUUUGAAUUAAAA
Messenger RNA from Scatophagus argus, 4171 nucleotides. RefSeq names its product corticotropin-releasing factor receptor 2 (gene crhr2). The record is from RefSeq and is a predicted model, not a curated record. NCBI's taxonomy places the organism in Eukaryota, Metazoa, Chordata, Actinopteri, Scatophagidae. Bases 414 to 1658 code for a protein of 414 amino acids. Gene Ontology annotation, molecular function: peptide hormone binding; G protein-coupled peptide receptor activity; corticotropin-releasing hormone receptor activity. Gene Ontology annotation, biological process: cell surface receptor signaling pathway; long-term synaptic potentiation; adenylate cyclase-modulating G protein-coupled receptor signaling pathway. Gene Ontology annotation, cellular component: dendrite; plasma membrane; axon terminus. The transcript has 12 exons.